Molecule: messenger RNA, 1064 nt
Organism: Pyrgilauda ruficollis (rufous-necked snowfinch)
Lineage: Eukaryota; Metazoa; Chordata; Aves; Passeriformes; Passeridae
Gene: VIP
Product: vasoactive intestinal peptide
Exons: 7
Coding region: 188-784 (198 amino acids)
Biological process (GO): positive regulation of epinephrine secretion; learning or memory; positive regulation of endothelial cell proliferation
Cellular component (GO): extracellular region; perikaryon; neuron projection
Molecular function (GO): neuropeptide hormone activity; peptide hormone receptor binding
Source: RefSeq, a predicted model, not a curated record
GGCGCGGCAGGCAGCUCAGAGCGUGCGGCGAGACGGAGCCCUCCUCUUCAUCCUCCUCCUCCUCCUCACCCUCUGCCGCCGCCGCCCCGGCAACCGCGCAGCGGAGCAGGGCGCACUCCCCCAGCACCGCUCCGCUCCGCGCCCGCCCAGCCAGACCCACCGACGGACUCGCGGCUCCGUGGCGGCCAUGGAGCACCGCGGCGCCUCCCCGCUCCUCCUCGCCCUCGCCCUCCUCAGCGCCCUCUGCUGGCGGGCGCGGGCGCUGCCCCCGCGGGGCGCCGCCUUCCCUCCCGUCCCGCGAUUGGGAAACAGAAUGCCUUUUGAUGGAGCCAGUGAACCUGACCAUGCCCGUGGGUCACUAAAGUCAGAAGCAGAUCUUUUGCAGAACACACUACCUGAAAAUGAGAAAUUCUAUUUUGAUCUGUCCAGAAUUAUUGAUAGAAAUGCAAGGCAUGCUGAUGGAAUUUUCACCAGUGUCUACAGCCAUCUUUUGGCUAAACUUGCUGUGAAGAGAUAUCUGCAUUCGCUUAUUAGAAAACGAGUUAGCUCCCAGGACAGUCCUGUCAAGCGCCACUCUGAUGCUGUCUUCACUGACAACUACAGCCGCUUUCGAAAGCAGAUGGCUGUGAAGAAAUACUUAAACUCAGUUUUAACUGGAAAAAGAAGCCAGGAAGAGCUAAAUCCUGCUAAACUUCGAGAUGAGGCAGAACUUCUUGAACCAUCCUUUUCAGAAAACUACGAUUCUGUAGACGAGCUGCUGAGCCACCUCCCACUGGACCUCUGAAGGACACCUGGUAAAGUCUAUGACAAGAACAAGCUAUUUUUGAGUUCCACAUAGUAUUUCAAAGAGAUGACUUUAGUCAUCAAACCAGAACAAAUAUGUUGUGAAGUGAAAGUUGUGAUAUAUUUGUUUCUUACGUAAUAAAAAUUGAUAUUUACAUUGUAAAUAUUACUCUAGCAUUCUCUACUGAAAGCUGUACAUAUGGAUGCCAGUUUAACUCAUGAGAAGUCUGUGAGUCCAUAUGCUGUAAAUCCUUUACUUCAAUAAAUUCAUUUGAAAAUGA